GUCGCAUCCACGAUACAAUCAGCACCAUGUCUAAGAACGGAUACUCUGUUCUGCAGGGCCUUUCCGAAAAGGCCUCUGCGCGGACGAUUCAGGUCACCGUCGUGCCGAGACCGACUAGAUUCUCCGAGAGACGCGCCGUCUUGCAUUCGCUGCAGAAAUUCGCCAACGUUGAGGUAUUCAAGAAGCUAGAAAACCACGACUCUUCUUUCAUAUCCGUUCUCAGCGACAAAUCGAAAGUCAAGGACCUCGCCAAGAUGAGCCCGCUCAAGUACCAACUCGCGACGCCUCGAUCCAACGGUUCCGUUAAGUCGUUCCUGACCGGCUCGGCCGUCACUGGCCCCUUUGCCAACGCGAAUCAUCAAGAAGGAGUCGAGGACGGCGCUGCAGGAAUAGACGACAAGAAGGAAUUCACGGUGCACAUCUUCCCGGCCCCGACAUACAUACACUCCGCGGCCAUCAAGGCCCAUCCUUUGCAUGGCCCAUGGCCGACUUCACGACGAGAAACGACAAUGUCGUCUCAAUUGAGGGCAUCUUUGCCAAAGGAUGUUACGGCCGACGGCUUGUCGGAUUGGGAGCAUGGUGGACAGUCAAAGUCGUCAACCAGAGGCCAGCUAUGGGAAGAUAUUCUGCUCGGCUCCAAGUCAAUUGAUGUCAAGAAGCGCGCCAUCGUCGAUCGCAUCAAGAAAAGAGAGCAAAAAGAAAAGGCGCCCGCCAUUAUGGAAGGCCUGUUGCAUCUCAAAGAAAGCCAGCCCUGAUCGCCAUCGGACGCAGCAGUAGGAGACAACCGCAAACACCAUGCUACCAUUUUCUGGGGACAACGUCCCUCAAGCACGGAUUAAAAACCGUCUCGCAUCCUCGCAGCAGUUGGGCGUUGAUCACCAAAGUUGGCGCCAUUAGCCAAGCCCAGGAACAUCUGACAGCUACAG
Molecule: messenger RNA, 926 nt
Organism: Colletotrichum phormii
Lineage: Eukaryota; Fungi; Ascomycota; Sordariomycetes; Glomerellales; Glomerellaceae
Exons: 2
Coding region: 27-755 (242 amino acids)
Source: RefSeq, a predicted model, not a curated record